This is a messenger RNA of Aphanomyces astaci, 228 nucleotides long. RefSeq lists its product as hypothetical. The transcript has 2 exons. NCBI's taxonomy places the organism in Eukaryota, Oomycota, Saprolegniomycetes, Saprolegniales, Verrucalvaceae. The coding region runs from base 1 to 228 and encodes 75 amino acids. The record is from RefSeq and is a predicted model, not a curated record.
AUGAGCCCCGUCACAUCCCUCGAAUUGGCCCCCCUGGCCUGUGCUCAUCCUCUUGCCGUAGCAGCACAUCAAGCCGUUAAUGCCCGCGCCGCGGCGACCUUGCGCAUGAACCCGGACACACGCGCACGGCAAUCGCUACCUCAUGUGUCCGGUGUCGCAUCGUCGGACCAGGACGGCUGUGCGCAACUGUCGCCUGCCCAAAAGUCUGUGGUCGGCCGCAAAACGUGA